UUAGGAGAGUGUUGUCAUUCUGUCUUCAUUCACUUAAUAACUUCCCUCAUUAAAUACUCUCUCUCGCUUCUCAACCCCCAAAAUUGAUCUCCACGCCGAUGACGAUUCUCAACCGCGCCUCCGCCUCCGCCGCCGCCGCCGCCGCAGUCCUCCUCUUCCUACCCGCCGUCGCUUCGGGGGAAUGCACCUGCGACGCUGAUGACGACGGCGUAGUGAACAAAUCCCUGGCGCUCAGAUACAAGCUCGCCGCCAUCGCCGCGAUCCUCGCGGCGAGCGCCGUCGGAGUUCUUCUUCCGGUGGCGUCGAAGGUGGUGCCGGCGCUCAGCCCCGAGCGGAGCUUCUUCUUCGUGGUGAAGGCGUUCGCCGCCGGCGUGAUCCUGUCGACGGGGUUCAUCCACGUCCUCCCCGACGCCUUCGACAGUCUGACGUCGCCGUGCAUCGCCGGCAGCCCGUGGGGCGAUUUUCCGUUCGCCGGAUUCGUCGCGAUGCUGGCGGCGAUCGGGACGCUGAUGGUCGACACCUAUGCGACGUCGUAUUACCGGCGGAGGUCCCGCGUUAAGGCGACUUCCGGGGAUGUGGAAGUCCCGGGAGUUCAAGUCCAUACGCACGCCACACACGCGCACUCCCAUGGGCCGUUGGAUUUGGAUGUUGAGGGAUCUGAACUGCUUCGCCACCGUGUGAUCUCUCAGGUACUGGAACUGGGAAUCAUCGUGCAUUCGGUGAUAAUCGGGAUAGCAUUGGGAGCUUCGGAGAGCCCUAAGACGAUCCGGCCACUGAUCGCGGCGCUAACAUUCCACCAAUUCUUCGAGGGUAUCGGCCUCGGGGGAUGCAUCACUCAAGCGAAGUUCAACGCCCGCACCGUGGCCAUCAUGGCCCUAUUCUUCGCGGGCACAACACCAACGGGGAUCGCCAUCGGGAUCGGGAUAACCAACAGCUACAGCGAGACGAGCCCGACGGCGUUGAUAGUGCAAGGGCUGUUCAACUCGGCGUCGGCGGGGAUACUAAUAUACAUGGCGUUGGUGGAUCUUCUAUCGGCCGAUUUCAUGAGCCUCAAAAUGCAGGCCAACGGGAAGCUGCAGUUCUGUUCGAAUGUAUCCCUUUUGAUCGGCGCCGGCUGCAUGUCUUUGUUAGCCAAGUGGGCGUGAUGUCGUUGUCAUGUAUGUGUGAUCAAUGAUGCCCAUGGAAUUCCAGAAUUUUUUUUUUUUUUUUUCUUUUUGGAUUAUUUUUUUUAGAAGCUUGCAUUGUAUUUAUUUUUGGUGCAAAUGCUUAUUAUUAUUUGUUUUAAAA
Andrographis paniculata is the source of this 1287-nucleotide messenger RNA. RefSeq names its product zinc transporter 5-like. Gene Ontology annotation, molecular function: zinc ion transmembrane transporter activity. NCBI's taxonomy places the organism in Eukaryota, Viridiplantae, Streptophyta, Magnoliopsida, Lamiales, Acanthaceae. Gene Ontology annotation, biological process: zinc ion transmembrane transport. Gene Ontology annotation, cellular component: plasma membrane. The transcript is spliced from 2 exons. The record is from RefSeq and is a predicted model, not a curated record. Bases 99 to 1145 code for a protein of 348 amino acids.